UUUUGAGUGAGAUUGGAACCAGCCCUGAAUAGCUCAGGCAUCGUGAAAAACGCCAAAAGUGGUCCGAUUUUGUGCCAAUUCAAACCAGGAAUAUCGGACCCAUCCCCGGGGUUUUCAAAUCCAUCGGCCCACCUUUCGAACCCAUGGAGGACGUGGACACCAAAGACGCCUUGGGCGCCUUGGUUCAGGCCGUGGAAACCAACACCAUCGUGAUCGAGCAUGAUCUGACGGAAGCUGUGAAUUCCGCCCUCGAAUCCGCACCGCACGACGGCGAGGAUGAGGACGGACAGAUGGAGGAAAUGGACCAAGAGGACCAGGAUGAGCAGGAUCGACAGGAUGCCGAGGAUCAACAACGGGCCGAGGAGGAGAAUCAGUCGUCCAUGGAAACGCCAGCCAAGAAUAAGAAUUAUAGUCGCUAUGACGCCGGACGUAAAUAUCGGGAGGUGUGGCAGGAAAUCCAUCCCUGGGUCUCAAGAGCCGUUCCUGAUGAGGAAUUUGCAUAUUGCGCGGCUUGUCGACGUACCUUCCGUCCCCGGAUUACGGCUUUGGCGGCUCACGAAAAGUCGGCCAAGCAUAUCGAGAAUUGGCGGCGCUUUCGAGUGGAGCAGCAACUCAUGGAUGAAGCCUUGGAAGAGGCUGAUGUGGAGAGCAAACUGGCCAUGGCGGCGGAAGAGAGCGCGGCGUAUGUGACCGUGGAUGGCGAGUCCGUGCUCACUAUGCCGGACUCCAUUCAAACCCCGCGACCCACCAAAAAGAUCGUUCAGGCGAUUGGAACGCAAAAUGCCAUGAUUGCCCCGAUGUCGAUCAAACGAGAGCGUUUGGACGAUGAUCCCAAGACUGAGAUGGAGAACCUGGCCCUUAACUCAAGUGUAGAGGCCAUCAUGGAGGCCGUAGGUCCGAAAGUAUUUGACAAGUUGUCAAUUUGGGAGAUCAUUCUGCACAAGGCCACGCAGAGCCAAGAUUUCAACGCCAUGGAUCUCGUGAUCAAGGAUGUGGAAAACAUUCUUAUGGAAAUGAAGCUCCUCAUGAACAAUUGCUUUGACCACGUAGAGCUCACCCGCCGCCGACAGAGAGAGAUCCUCAGCCAACAGAAAGUGGGCGUGAACAUCUCCAAGUUUCUGGCCAAUGCCAUCGAAAUUGAAAGUGGCUUUUGGAACCAAAGAGACCCCGACGACGUCACCUACCGCAACGGGCUCGAGGUGGGACUCCUCAUCCCUAUGGUCAUGUCCUAUCCUUCCCACGAAGUAGACGACAUCAAGACCAGCAUCAAAGCCAAGUCGAAAAAGAAGAUCCGAGGCCGAGACCCGUUGGAUGAUCCAGAAUAUGUCGCCCGACGGCGAGCGCCGGGCAAGCGAAUCAAGCACACCAAGUGUCCCAAAUGCGGUAAAGAUUACGGUCCUGGAGAGAACAACAAGACUCACAUGCCCAGCUGUCCAGCCUCGCUCAAGUACAAGAAGGUGGGCGCCCUCAUGUACUGUUGCUACGACAACUGCCCCAAUCCGGAGCAGGAAUACAAAUUACGAGAAGACAUCCUUCGGCAUUUCGACGAGCACCACUUCACCGAUGAAGCCCGCACUAUCCCUUGUACCUACGAUGGAUGCAAGCAAAUGUUCGCCACAGUCACGUUGCGCAACAUUCACAUCCGAAAAAGUCACGAGAAGCUUUUUGCCUGCGAUCAAUGCCCCAAGCGCUUUUGGUCCGAGAAGAACCUGAACGAUCACAUCAAGAACGGGCACACGUUGAAGGAUAGCGGCGAGGCUCCAGCCAAAGCCGUGGAAUUGUGCCGCAAAUGCGGCAAGAUGAUGAUUCGCACUUCUCUGAGCAAACACGAGAGUCGUUGUACGGGCUACGCCUGUCGCAAUCCCCAAUGGAAGGAAGUCAACGGAGAGUUCUUCUGCACUGUCCGCGACUGUCACAUCAAACACGGGUUCUCUGGCAUGUACGGUCUGCGGGUUCAUUUCUUCAACUCCCAUUUGGAUGAAGCCGAGAAGCAGUUCGAGUGUGAGCACUGCGGCAAGAAGUAUGCCGACCGCAUCAUGUUCCGCAAACACGUGAAGGCGGUCCACGUCAAGCCGUAUGUCUGCAGUUUGUGCACCGGUCGUUUCGGCAAUAAGAGCCAAUUGGCCGAGCAUAUGAACAUCCAUACGGGCAACAAACCGCACGCUUGCGACAAGUGCGACUUCAGAUGCGCCAAGAAGUUCAAUUUGAUCGACCACAAACAGAAGAAGCACAAUGACUUGGCAGGACGGAAUUAUCAUUGCGGUAUUUGUGGCAAGGUGUUCCUCACAUCCGGCCGACUCACCAGUCACUUCCGGAUCAUUCAUCAAGACGGUCUCGUGGAGGGCACGCCCAAAAAGAAAGCUGUCAAACGCGGCAAGUCCAUGCCCAAAAUCGUAUUAGUGGAUGGCAAGGAGAAGAACAUGAGUGGACAAGCGGAGCAGGAUAUUGCCGUGGAUUUCCUGAUGAAUCAAGACCAGGCCGACUUUAUUGUCAUGGACACAGAUGACACGGCCCCCCUGAUGAAUCAGGAUUCGACAGAGCCACGCCCAGAUGAGGAGGGGAUGGACCCGGUCAAUGAUUCGGUCUUGAAACAAGAAGAGCACGAGAUCAUGGAUGAGGAGGAGGCGGAGGAAGGGCUCUCCGAAGAAACUAAAAAGCCAGACGGAAAGAAAGGCGCCGAGCCCGAGCCUGAAUCUCAGGCUAAAUAUACCCGUGACAAAUAUCGUCACUAUUACAAGUACAAACACGAGUGGGAGAGGGAGUUUCCAUGGGUGGAGAAGGCCACGGCUCACACGCAGCACGCCUACUGCACUCUCUGUGGCAAGACAUUGAUCCCAAGACAUCACACGUUGGUCAAGCAUGAGAAGACCAAGAUCCACGCCGACUCCGUGGAUCGGGAGAAGAUCCGCUCCCAAUUACAGCAAAGCGUCAAGGAGGAGAGCCCGAAUGAGCCGGAGCCACUACAACAGAUACUGGAGGUGGAUGACGAUGACGAGGAGACCAAAGUAAUUGUGAUUCACAGGGACGACACUAUGCAUUUAGUGCCAGUUGAGGUGGAGGUCGAGAGUCAGCCCGUCAAUUGUCAACAGAAAGGCUCUCAGAAUCUGAUUGCUCAGCCCAAGACGGAUUUCGAGAACUUCCUCAUGAACGCCUCAACCGACACGCUCAUAUCGUUGGUCGGACCCACGCUGUUUGACAAGUUGACCAUGUGGGAGCUGAUGCUCACCAAGGCCACGUUGCAGCCUGAUCUGAGCGGCACGGACCUGGUCUUGAAGGACUUGGAGUGCUUGCUCUUCGAGGCCAAGUCUCUGAUGAUCAAUUGCUUUGAGAAGUCCGACCAGACCAAGCGGAAAAAGACCAUCGGCGUGGAUUUGAGUAGCGUCCUGGCUCAGGGUUUGGAAUUGGAACCGGGCUAUUGGGAACAGAAGAGCACCGACCAAGCCAGGUGCCAGCGUCCUCUCGAAGAAAAAGUCUUGGCUCAAGUUAUCCCGCAAAACGAGAACGUGGCCUUGGUGAAGCAAGAACUCGCCGCAGGCAAACCGAGAAACCGUUCCUCCCGAAGGAACCUGCAAGUCAUCAAGGUUUUGAAGGACAAAGACACCCCGCCGAAGGCUCAACCCGAGAGUGAGAAGGAGAAAGAGAGAGAUAAGGAGAAGGAGAACAAACCGGAGACGCCCUUGAGAGCCAAACGAAAACGGAAGCGGAAGCGAAACUACUCCUCUGAAGAUGACUCCGACCAAGAGGAGGAAGAGCGAUUGAUGAAGAAGGACGUCAAACCCGAGGAGGCCAAACCUAUUCCAGACCGGGAUUUCGUCAAGAAUUGUAAUCGGUGCGGCAACACGUUUCCUUUCACGGAAUCCACGCGGAAACAUGAAGAAUAUUGUCCGGGCGUGAUGCGCUACCGUCGAGACGCUGGGCAAGUAUUCGAGAAGAAGCUCGAUCUGUUGGAACACAUCGAUGAGAUCCACGUCAACGAGGACGAGCGGACCGUGGCUUGCACUUACGAGGGCUGCUCCGUCAAGUCCAAGUCCGUGAUCAUGCGGAACAUCCACAUUCGUAAGAGUCACAGCAAGUCCUUUGAGUGCAUCGAGUGCAAAAAGACCUUUUGGUUCAAAAAGCACUUGACGGAUCACUUCGAACGAGUGCACAAGAAUCCGCAACAAGAAGACGCGGCCCGGGCCAUUUGCCUCAAGUGCGGGAAAACGCGGAACAAAUCAUCCAUGCGCAACCACGAAAAGACCUGUCAGGGCUCGACGGUGCGCAACCCCACGUUCAAAAUCAUGAACGACGAAUUCUUUUGCACCGCCAAAGACUGUUUGGUCAAUCAUGGUUUCGCGAGUAUGCACGGCUUACGGGUGCACUUCUUCGACGCCCAUCUGGACGACACCGAGAAGCGCUACGAGUGCGAGCAUUGUGGUAAAAAGUUCGCAGACGGCAUUAUGUAUCGACGGCACGUGAAAUCCGUGCACAUCAAACCCGUGGUGUGCACAUUGUGUGCGGGUCGCUUUGUGAACAAAAGUCAACUGUCCGAACACAUGAACACACACACCGGGAAUAAGCCGUUCAUCUGCGACAAGUGCGACUUCCGUUGCGCCAAGAAAUUCAAUCUCGUGGAUCACAAGCGGAAGAAGCACAACGACCUGUCCGGGCGCAACUUUUAUUGUGGACUGUGCGGCAAAGUGUUCCUGACCUCCGGACGCCUCACCAGCCAUUUGAGGAUCAUUCACCAGGACGGAUUAGUGGAGAAUCUGGUCAAGCAAAGGAGUAAACCCGCCACCAGCGCCGGUUCUUCAAGAAGGUCACGAAAUGUGGCCAAAGUCGAGUUCCUUGACAAAAAGGACAAGGAGAUCAGUGGGCAAGUGGAGCAGGACAUUGCCGUUGACUUCCUCAUCAACCAGGAAGAAGUCCAAGACACUGUGCAGAGCCGACCAAAAACGCCAGUCACGCCCCCCGUUUUACCGCCCGUCACGCCCAUGUCGGAAUCGGGCGCCUCGGAGGCGCCAUCCGCGCCCAUCUUGACGCUGAUCCAGGAUUCGGAAGAAGCGGGCGAUGACGAUCAAGACACGGUCUAUGUGGUGACGGAGGCCUUGGAGGAGGAUCAGGAUCAGGGCCGAGAGGAGGAGGCACACGCCUUGCCGGAGGAGGGCGUGGCCGCCGGCGAAGUGGAAGAUGAGUUCCAAACCGGCGGCGGACACGAAGGGGAGGAGGAAGGGGCGGAAGGGGCUGAGGGGGAGGAAGACGAGGGGGAUGAUGAGCAUUCCCAAGCCAAAUAUAACAAGGAACGUUGGCAACGAUAUCGUACCAACUACAAAUACAAGGCUGCGUGGGAGGAGCGGUUCCCUUGGGUGGAAAAGGCCACACCCCAUACUGAACAUGCCUAUUGUACGCUAUGCGGCAAGACAUUGCAUCCCCGGUUAACGGCCUUAGUCUCGCAUGAGAACACCAAGAUUCACGCCGAGGCCGUUCGACGAGCCCGAAUGGAGGCCCAUCUUCAGAGUUUGAAACGCGAGCAGAACGUGGUCGAAGAAGAUGAGCCGAAAGUGAUCAUUUCGGAGCGCUCGGAUGCGGCGCUGCCCUCGGAUGCUCAGCUCUUGGGCUUGGGAGCGGAUGGCCCCAUGGAUCCGUAUCGGCAUCUGGGCUCCCAAAACACCAUCGCCCAGCCCAAGACGGAUUUCGAGACGUUCCUGUUGAACGCCCGCUCGGACACGCUCAUUGCCCUAACCGGGCCCACCCUCUUCGAGAAGUUGUCCCUAUGGGAAUUGCUUCUCAACAAGGCCUCCAUGCAGCAAGACGUGAGUGGCAUGGAUCUCAUAUUGAAGGACGUGGAGAGUCUCCUGUUUGAAGUCAAGGAGCUCAUCUUGAACUGUUUUCAACGCUUCGGCUCCGGACGCGAAGUCCGCCGACGCAAAGAUAUUGGCAUUCACUUGCCCAAGUUUCUGGCCAACGCCCUCGACUUGGACAAUGGCUUCUGGCAUCAGAAAGACCCGGACAUGUUGCAGUACAACAAUCCGUUAGAGGCCAAUCUCUUGUUCCCUCUUAUCUACGAUGAAGCCGAAUUGGCCAAAAUCAAGGAGAGUGUCAGCACUGGCAAAAAGCGCGGUCGUCCUUCGCGAUCCCUGGUGACUGAAAUCAAGAAAGAGGUCGACGAAGUCGAGGACGAGGAUUCCAAGGACGGUUCAGACAAAGUCAAGGUCAAGGAGGAGAAAGAAAAUGAGCCCGAGGAGUUGGGCCGUUCCAAGCGACGACGCAAACGAAAGCGGAAUUUCUCUUCAGACGAAGACUCAGAUGAAGAGUAUCGGGCUCCUGCGAGUGCAUUUAAGAAGCCGAAGCCCAUUCCGGAUCGGGAUUUCGUCAAGACCUGUAAACGAUGUGGCCAGACCUUCCCCUUUACGGAGUCGACACGCAAGCACGAAGAAUACUGUCCAGCCAUGUUACGCUACAAAAAGGAGGGCAAGAACAUGAUCUGCCAAUACCCCAAUUGCCCGGAUGAAGAUAAGGUGUUCACGAAGAAGACGGAUCUGUUCGAUCACAUCGACCUCAACCACAUCACGGACGAGGAGCGAACCAUUCCGUGCACCUACGAGGAUUGCGAUGUCAAAUUCAAGACUAUCAUGAUGCGGAAUAUGCACGUGCGGAAGGCCCAUCAGAAGUCGUACGCGUGCGCGGAGUGCUCCAAGACCUUCUGGAUGGAGCGCCAUCUCACGGAGCAUUACGAGCGGGUGCACUCGAAUCCGGAGCCGGAUUCCGGCUCGGCCGUGUGCCUCAAGUGUGGCAAGACCAUGAACAAAGUGUCCUUGCCUAGACACGAGAAGAGUUGUCCCGGGCUCACCGUGCGGAAUCCAACUUUUAAACAGGUUAACAACGAGUUCUACUGCACUGCCAAAGAUUGCCUCAUCAAACACGGCUUCUCCACCAUGUACGGACUUCGCACUCACUUCCACUCGGCCCAUUUGGACGAGUCCGAGAAGAUCUACGAGUGCGACCACUGCGGGAAACGAUUCGCGGACAAGAUCAUGCGUAAUCGCCACGUGGUCCGACAGCAUUUGAAGCCCUACAUCUGUGAGCUCUGUCCCGGACGAUUCGCGGACAAGUCCAAGUUGAAAGAGCAUAUGACCACUCACACCGGCGAAAAGCCCUAUUUGUGCGACAAGUGCGACUUCAGAUGCUCGAAACAGUACAACUUGACUGAGCACAAACAGAAGAAGCACAACGACUUCAGUGGACGGAACUUCCAUUGCGGGAUUUGCGGGAAUGUAUUCACCACAUCCGGCCGUCUCACGAGCCAUUUCAGGAUCGUUCAUCAUGACGGACUCGUGGAGGGCAAAGCUAGGAACAAGAAGUCGUCCUCGAAACGGGCCAAGAGCAUGCCCAAGAUGAUCUUCAAAAACGAAGAAGAGCUCAAGGACUCCCAGGAGGAGGAGUCCAUUGAGCACGAGGCCCAAGUGGUCCAGGUCCAAGCGGGUCAGGUGGUCACGGCUACGGGUCAAGUGGUCACAGCCACGGGUCAGGUCGAGCAAGAUAUGGCCGUGGACUUCUUGCUCACGCAAGAUCAGACUGAGGCCACGGUGGAUUUCAUGUAAAGCGAACGAGAAUCGAGUCCCAACCAACUGAACAGAUUAAACAGAAGAGCAGUAGUUUAGGUGUUCACGUUUGUACAUACUAAAUUUCCGUUGUCCUCAAAAUCUCUGUCGUGCUAAUAUGAAUAUAUUUUUCCUCGUCCCCCAUAUAAACGAAUGUGAAGCUGAGCAAGACCUUGUUGGCCUUCAUUACGUACACAUACACUAACCUUCACAUGUCGUCCUACCCACAGUACCUUACGAGUGUCUCCCUGUAACGUGAGUAUCUCCCCUUCGAUCGCCAUUCUGAUGGCAUGAAUAAAUUGUUGCCGAGAAACAUCA
Molecule: messenger RNA, 7898 nt
Organism: Tigriopus californicus
Lineage: Eukaryota; Metazoa; Arthropoda; Copepoda; Harpacticoida; Harpacticidae
Exons: 8
Coding region: 144-7580 (2478 amino acids)
Biological process (GO): regulation of DNA-templated transcription
Molecular function (GO): RNA polymerase II cis-regulatory region sequence-specific DNA binding; DNA-binding transcription factor activity, RNA polymerase II-specific; zinc ion binding
Source: RefSeq, a predicted model, not a curated record